AUGGCUGCUGCCGAGGACAUCUUCGACUACAUAGUAGUCGGCGGCGGAAUCGCCGGCUGUGUCCUCGCUUCUCUCCUUUCCAAAUCGAAAUCAUCACCCUCGGUUCUGUUAAUUGAAGCUGGCCCGGAUGUGUCGGGUCACCCACUGACCCAGUCUCCUUUGGGCUGCUUCGCCGCACACGGAUCGGAUAUUGACUGGAACUAUAAGACUGUACCACAACCACACCUCAAUGAUCGGUCGCUGUAUGAAGCCGGUGGGAAGGCUUUGGGGGGUGGUAGCGCAACCAACUAUGCCACCUGGACUCGUGGUCCGAAAGUCGAUUACGACCGGUGGGGGAAACUCGUAGGCGAUGCGAGAUGGACCUAUAACGGCCUCUUGCCUUAUUUCGACAAGAUCGAGAAAGACCACAUCUCAACUGUGGCAAUAUCAAAGAGCCACCCUGACCGCAAGUCUCCCUUGAGGGAUCAAGUCUUGAAGGCGUGGCUUGGUCUUGGACUGAGCCAGAUCGAGAACGCCAACGGCGGUGAGCCUCUAGGUGUAGGCGAAGUGGUCGAGAAUUUGAAGGAAGGGAACAGGCAGCUAGCGAGCUCAGCAUUCGACCUGAGAGCCGUUAAGGUCAUGACGGAAACUGCGGCGCAAAAGGUGUUUCUCGAAAAACGACAGGGAAAACUUACCGCUAUAGGAGUCCAAAUCCAUGGCGAGAGACAUUUUCUGGCAUCCAAAGAGGUCAUCCUCUCGGCAGGAGCAUUUCGCACGCCACAACUCCUCCUGCUUAGUGGAAUUGGUCCAGCUGCAGACUUGGAGAAAGCGAACAUCCCAACACAGCUCGACUUACCUGGCGUCGGCCUGAACUUCCACGACCACCUCCUGGUCGGAUUCGCUUUUCGCCUCAAAACCCCUUCACUGGGCCUUGCCAUGGGAGGCGUAGCCGGACCCUGGGCAGAGCCAGCACAUCAAUUGGGCCUUCCUGUGGACUGGGUUGUGACCGAGAACGUGCCGAGGUCCUUCUUGGAGGAGGCUGUGAAGAAAGAUAUGGUCCGCGACUCAUCUGGGGGUGGAGACACAUACCCUGUCUCGCUUCUCGACUCCCGGUCAGUCCACCUUGAAUCAAUCAUGAUAUACGCCCCUGGUGGCCUACCCAUCACCAACCUGCAUGUUCCCUUUGAUGGAACACAUAUAGGUGCCGUAGUGGGGGUUAUGUCGCCGACGUCCCGAGGCAGAAUCGGUUUAUCUUCCUCGUCGGCAUUGGACCCCCCAGUCAUCGAUCCCAACUACAACGCAACAAACGUCGAUCGCGCGCUCAUGCGUUAUGGAAUUCGCCGCUUGCUUCAAGCUGUUCAGCACUCCAUGUCUGACGUGGUCGAGUCUGAGAACCCUCCGCCUUCAUUCGAAGCCCUGUCAUAUACAUCUUCUGAUUCAGCAAUCGACGCUCGGGUGCGGUCCGAGGCUCGCACGUUCUUCCAUGCCGCAGGGACAGCAAGUAUGGGUUCCGUAGUGGAUACGCAACUGCGAGUAAAGGGCAUCGGUGGUCUGCGAGUUGUGGAUGCCAGCGUCAUCCCAAUACCAAUUGGUGGACAUCUGCAGGCUGCAACCUAUGCCAUUGCUGCGCAAGCUGCGGACAUGAUCACGCAAGAAAAUGGACGGCGGUGA
Molecule: messenger RNA, 1650 nt
Organism: Fonsecaea nubica
Lineage: Eukaryota; Fungi; Ascomycota; Eurotiomycetes; Chaetothyriales; Herpotrichiellaceae
Exons: 1
Coding region: 1-1650 (549 amino acids)
Molecular function (GO): oxidoreductase activity, acting on CH-OH group of donors; flavin adenine dinucleotide binding
Source: RefSeq, a predicted model, not a curated record